Paraphaeosphaeria sporulosa is the source of this 1005-nucleotide messenger RNA. RefSeq names its product cathecol 1,2-dioxygenase. Gene Ontology annotation, biological process: catechol-containing compound metabolic process. Bases 1 to 1005 code for a protein of 334 amino acids. NCBI's taxonomy places the organism in Eukaryota, Fungi, Ascomycota, Dothideomycetes, Pleosporales, Didymosphaeriaceae. Gene Ontology annotation, molecular function: ferric iron binding; catechol 1,2-dioxygenase activity. The transcript has 3 exons. The record is from RefSeq and is a predicted model, not a curated record.
AUGGCAGGAACACACGAGAAGGUCGACGUCCCGAUCCUCAAAGAUCUGACGAUCGAUAAUAUUACUGAUAACGUCCACUUGAUUAACGCGCAGACCUCGGACGCGCGGCUAAAAUAUGUGUUGGAGAGGCUGGUAUCGCACAUGCACGACUUUGCGCGGGAAACGCGUCUCAGCACCACGGAGUGGAUGGCAGGCAUUGAGUUCCUGACUUCAGUAGGCAAGAAAUGCACAGAUGUGCGGCAGGAAUUCAUCCUCCUCUCCGACACGCUCGGCCUCUCCCUCCUCGUCGACUCAAUAGACCACCCCAAGCCGCCCGCCUCCACCGAAGGCACCGUUCUCGGCCCAUACCACACGCACGACGCUCAAGAACAAUCGACCGGCUCAUCCAUCUCAGCCGAUCCCCAAGGCGAACCGUUACUCUGCCUUUGCAAUGUAAAGUCUACCGACGGCAAACCCAUACAAGACGUCAAAAUCGACAUCUGGGAAACGGACAGCAAAGGGGCGUACGACGUUCAGUACGAGAGCUAUAGCGGCGAUAGGCCAGAUGGAAGAGGCAUCAUGAGGAGUGAUGAUGAGGGUGUGUUCUGGUUCAAGGCGAUUGUGCCAGUACCCUAUCGCAUUCCGAACGAUGGGCCUGUGGGGGUCAUGCUCGGGAAGCUGGGAAGACAUCCUUGGCGGCCGAGUCAUAUGCAUUUCAUGUUCGAAAAGCAGGGUUACGAUCAUUUGAUCACAGCGUUAUACCUUCGAGGCGACCCAUACGAGACAUCCGACGCCGUCUUCGGUGUCAAAGAAUCGCUCAUCGUGGAUCUGGGCACCGUGAACGCGGAACAAGCGAAGAAAUACGGUGUCAAGGAGGGCACAAAGCUGUUGACGUACGACUUUGUGCUGGUCACGGACGAAGAGACGAAGAAAUUGAGGGAUGCGGAAGCCCUGAAAGCGAUGAAGAAGCUAGGCCGGGAAAACAUGAUGAUUAUCAACGGGCAGCUUGUGCCGGAUGUUGAUUGA